Molecule: messenger RNA, 1626 nt
Organism: Fibroporia radiculosa
Lineage: Eukaryota; Fungi; Basidiomycota; Agaricomycetes; Polyporales; Fibroporiaceae
Exons: 6
Coding region: 1-1626 (541 amino acids)
Biological process (GO): telomerase catalytic core complex assembly
Molecular function (GO): telomerase RNA binding
Source: RefSeq, a predicted model, not a curated record
AUGUUCCCUCUCUUGUAUACGAUUAUCGAUCGUAAUCAUUUCUGGCUCGCUGUUCCGCUUGUGCGAGUCAAGAAAUGUUUCCGUUCCUUCCGCGGAAAGUUGCCCAGUCCACCCGAUCUACCACCACAGCCACCUCACAGGCCUCGAAGGCACCACGUACUGUGGUCCAAGCAAGACGAAUCUGCAAAGGGCACACGAAGGCAGGCGGAUGAUGCCUUGCUUAGCCAGGACUACUCCAUCUUAGUCUGUCUCUCACUGUCUGAUUACGCUCUAUGGUCUAACUCGGAUUUGCGACGAACUCUCGUCUCUGGGAAUGACGGAUUUCUUCCGAUCAGUUACCUCUUUCAUCAUUCGCCAUUUCUGUCAGCAUUGGAGCACCUGCCUGCCGAAACCAUCGUUGUGAAGUCUAUACGCACCUAUGCCGAUGAUUAUCUAGACGUUCGCAUGCGAGUCUCUGCACCUUCUUCUUCGACAUGGCACCGACAAAAUGCUGCCGAAGAAUUGGGCGGAUAUGAAGUGAGAAGGAAGAGCUGGCAAGCGGCGUUGAAGCAGGCGCGCCAUCUCAGUAAACUGGAGUGGGAUAAUAGGACAGUAUAUCUGGAGAAUAUACCGUUGAAAUUUCGGACCGUCCCUGCUAUAUACACUCUCACAAACUUUUUGAUCACAGGCGCAUCGUCAUCUACAAAUCCCGCGGAAGUUGUGCAACAUAUAUGGCUACCUCCUCAUCACCAGGAUCACUCUGGAGAUCGACCAAAAUGCAAAGGUUUCGCUCUUGUUACGUUUGCUCAACAUGAAUAUGCAGAAUGCCUACUCCAAGGGUGGCCUUGGGAUCCCCGACGAAAGGACCUUGGAGGAUUCGAUUUGGUGCACGUUACAGAAGCGCAGGAAGCCAUCAACUUUGGCUUCCGUACCCUGCCGCGCACACGAUGGAUCCAGCUGAACGAGGAAUACCGCACUUAUCGUCAGAAGCUCCUCGAUGUGAUUGCGCACGCGGACGAAGGUGCCGCGCAACAAAAUUUUGGCGCAUACCAUAGUACAGGACGGCAUGUGGUCAUAGAGGAUCAUCCGUCCUUGGCAGCUGCACCCGUUGCCCUUGCCGUUGAUCAUUCGUUUUUGACCGCACCUAUGGAUUUGUCGGCACCGUUUCCCCGGGGAUGCCUUGUCUUCGUGCGGAACGUACAUCCUGAGUCAAACAAGACAACCUUGCGCGCGCUCUUCUCGCAAAUGUUCUCAGCUUGGUCUCCAGAUGAAAAGCUCUCAGGUGGCGUUGACUAUGUAGAUUUCAACAAGGGCAUGGAUUCGUGUUACCUACGCUUGACAAACCCGCGACACACUCAGAUACUAGCAACAUUCUUCGCUGAAAAUAUCCGAAUACAAAUGCAAGGUCUCGACACCAGUGGCGACGACUCGUCCACGUCUUCCCGAGCAAAGGCAAUUACAGUAGAAGUCGUCGACGGCACCAGAGAAGAAUUGUACUGGAACAAAGUACCUGAAAAGGUGCGUCGAGAGGCUGUCGAGAGAGCUGUCAAGUGUACGUCAGGGAAUGCCAUCAAUGACGAUAGCCAUGAUGCACCCCAAAACAGUCAUGGCGCGCGCAAGCGGAAACGGAGAAAAUUACAGAGCUGA